AUGGCGACUCUCGAACAAGAGCUUCUGGCCGACUUCGCCGAUAGCGGCGAUGAAGAUGUCCAGGACCUUGAGAAUGACUUUGCUGAGGGUUCGGGCGACGAUGACAUGGUGGACGAAGAGGCGCAAUACCGGGAGAAGAAGGACAAAGAAGACAAGGGUCCAGCCGACAUCCGAUCCGCCCAGCAGCUCAAGGCCAACCUAGACCCCGUGUUGAAGCGCAUCGAAGAAACACAGGACCAGAUGGACAUAGUCGAGGGCGAGUCCUUUGAGGAGUCUCCAGAGUACCAACUCCUCACCGAGGCCAACGAGUUCUCCACUCAGAUCGACGGCGAAACCGCUACUGUCCACAAGUUCAUCCGCGACCACUACUCAGCCUUCUUCCCCCACUUGGAAGAUUUGAUCAAGAACCCCGUCGUCUACGCAAAAGCAUGUCUAGUCAUCGGCGGCGGACCCCUCUCAGACAUCAAAGACAUAAGCCCCAAGCUACGGCAGAUUGAGGGAAUGGAGCCUGCUCAGGUCAUGAUUGUCGAAAUCGAAGCAACACGCGUCGAAGGAAGGCUGCUCAACGAGACCGAGCUCGACUUGGUAUCAAGCGCCUGCCACCUCCUCCUCGAACUCCACGCCGCCAAGUCCAAGAUCCUAGGUUUCGUCGAAUCCCGCACGGAACUCUUUGCACCGAACCUGACUGCUUUGAUUGGAAGUUUGACUGCCGCCCAUCUCAUCUCCUACUCCGGCGGUAUCGCAAACCUAGCCAAAACCCCCGCCUGCAACAUCGCGCCUUUGGGCUCAACAAAGGUUUCCGGCGCUACCGUCGGUUUGUCAAAUAUGGGUUUACGACACGAAGGUUACCUGUAUCACAGCGACAUCAUCCAGAAUCAACGCCCGGAUCUCCGGAAACAAGCUCUGCGCAUUGUAUCUGCAAAGGUCAUUCUUGCCGCACGCGUGGACGCACAUUCCAACUCGCACACCGCCGACAUUGGCAUGGACCUUCGUAAAGAAUGUGAACGCCGUCUCGACAAACUCGUCGAAAUGCCAGCCAACCAAAAAGCCGGUGGACGCGCACUCCCUGUACCCGAUGAGAAGCCGUCACGUAAGCGCGGUGGAAGACGUGCUAGAAAGGCCAAGGAAGCAACUGCCAUGACCGAAAUUCGCAAAGCGCAAAACCGCAUGACGUUUGGCAAGGAAGAGAAGGAAGUCGGUUACGGUGACUCCGUCAAGGGCAUGGGCAUGAUUGGAGCAACAGAUACCGGCCGUCUCCGCGCCCAACAAAUCGAUCCCAAGACACGCGCCAAACUUAGCAAGAAGAACCCUGGCUGGGGCACAGACACGACGCUCGGCGCUGCAUCUUCCCUCAAAGGCUUUGGAGGCAGUGGCACGGCGACUAGUCUUCGCGCACAGGGAUUGAGGACGGGAGGUGUGGGAUUGGGCGGGAGUGGAACGGGGUCUAUCGCUUUUACGCCUGUGCAAGGGCUUGAGCUUAUCGACCCGAGGGCCAAGGAGGAGGCGGCGAGGAAGAGAAAAGCAGAUGAAGAUAGGUGGUUCAAAGGGGGUAGUUUUACGCAGCUUAAUGGUGGUGGCAAGACGGAUGCGGGCGGUUUCAAGGUCCCUGCGCUGCCUAAUAAGAAACCGAGGACGGAUGCUUAG
Messenger RNA from Alternaria arborescens, 1644 nucleotides. RefSeq lists its product as hypothetical. The transcript has a single exon. Bases 1 to 1644 code for a protein of 547 amino acids. Gene Ontology annotation, cellular component: U4 snRNP; U4/U6 x U5 tri-snRNP complex; precatalytic spliceosome. The record is from RefSeq and is a predicted model, not a curated record. Gene Ontology annotation, biological process: spliceosomal tri-snRNP complex assembly; mRNA splicing, via spliceosome. Lineage: Eukaryota; Fungi; Ascomycota; Dothideomycetes; Pleosporales; Pleosporaceae.